AUGCAACAGGCUUGGGGUCCUCAUCAAAGAGCCGGCGGAAUGAAUGCUUUUCCUCAAGCUCAGGGGACCAACAUAUCCGGGUGCCAGGCUUUCCGAAAUCAGGGAGGUGGAAAUAUGAGUGAAAUGCCGCAACAAAGACGAUCCUCAGGAAUACCUCCUAAUUUUCCGCAACAACCAUCACAAUAUAAUAAUCAACAGUUUUCACCAAAUUCUCAGCGAUACAUGAUGGGUGCUGGGCAAGUUCGACCAGGACAGAUGAAUCAACCCUACGGACAACAGCAGAUGCCUGGGCAGUUUGGUCCGAAUCAGAUGGUAUUUAAUCAAGUCAUGUCUGGAUCACAAGUUGUCCAUCAGCAACAACCUACACCACAACAACCACCACAACCCCCGGGGCCAUCUCCUCCUGGCCACUCUCCUCAAGCUCCCCUUCCUAAUCCUCAACCUCCAACAUCAGUUUCACAACAACCAACACAAACACCCCAGUCCCAGCCAUCUCCCCAGCCACCGCCACCACCACAUACAUCUCAACCAUCACCAAUGCAAAAUCAGUCUCCUCAGCAUAAUCAACAAAAUAGUCCUCAGAAUGCCAACCGGUCUCAUGGCAAAAAAAGCAGUGAUGAUAGUGAAGGAAUGGAACAAAAUACAUUUGAUGAAAUAAAUGCAGAAAAUACACGAGGAUCCCAAGGGACUCCAACACCAUCGGGAGGCCUUCAUCCUGGUGUGUCCAACCUUCGAGUUACUCCAUCACCUGCUGGUUCAACUGGCUCUCGAUCAAAUACACCUGCAUCUAUCACAGGUAAUCGAGCAAGCAGCCCAAUGCCACCACGCCCUCCAUCUAGUCAGUUAGAUGGACAGAUACCCCAAUCUCAGAUGUCAAAUCAAGGCUUUGGUCAGCAUAUAAUGCCUCCUCCAGUUGGCCCUAAUCAGAUGUACAACACUGGGAAUAAACCAAUGGCAGGGAUGAAUGCUGUAGCUGCCUCAGCCUCUCAGAUGGGAGGCCAUUUUAGCCAGUACAAUUCCCAGUUUCCUGUUCCUGGUGGACCACCUCUUCAUGGAGGACCAAGUUCAAACCAUUCACUGAAUUCCAUGCAGCAACCACCACCACCACAGGCCUCACCUCUUCCCUCACAUCCUCACCCUCCCCAUCAGAGUGCUGGGAGUUCUAACAACAUGAGCAUGUCACCUGGUGGACAGUGUGCAACACCAUCCAUUGUACCCGGAGUGAAAGGUGCACAUGCAGCAGCCCAGGCAGCUAUGAUUGCAGCUGCCAAUACUGCUGCUGCUACACGUACACAUCAGCUGCGAACAGGAGCCUCUGCCGGCCAGCCACCACCACCCAGAAUGUACCCUCCUCCAGGAAUGGGACCUGGUGGCCCGUCAUCCUCCCACCUUGGACCGAUGAACUUUUCACCUGCCAUCAACAACAUUCCUAGUUCAUCUGGUGGUCAGUUUCCCUCUUCAGUGUCUCAAACAUCAGUGCCUAACUCUAUGACUCAGCAAUCAAAUUCUUGUAGUCCAGGCAGUCCCUCUGCGGCCAGUACACAAACUUCCAACACCGUUAGUGCUAAUUCCAAUCGAACAUUGGACUCUAUGAAACAAACGGUCCCUUCAAUGUCUAAAGAAGGAUGCUUACCAGCUAACUGUGGCAGCAAUACUAGUGCCAUGAUUCCACCACCAGUCAGCUCAGGUAUGGAUGGCAUGGUAAUGCCACCACAAAAUAAUUGCACAGAGGAAGGAAAGCCUGUUGAUGAUAAUGGUGAUUGUAACAGUGAUGGCAGUAGUAAUCGCCUCAUCAUGGCUGGCAGUGCAGAGUCAUCUGGUGUCCCAAGUUCAAUUCCACCAGCAGUACGCCAUAGUCCUGCUGCCACACCUACUUCCUCUUCAGUGCCUGUCAGCCAACAUGUAUGUGCAAGCAGUCAGGGUCCUAAUUUGAAUAAUUUAUCCCUAGAUGACAGUCACAACACAACCACUUCUACUGCAAAUUCUAGUGCAGGUAAUACAGCUACCAUGGUUACACAGGCAAUCACAGCGCCUGUCACCAGUGUUGUGGAAUCAAUGAGUAAUGACAGCCAACAGGAUCUACUUUCAACUUACAGCAUUUCACCAAUGGUCAAUUCUACUUCAACAGGAGCACCAAUGUCAGCUGAUGAGCCACCUGAGAAGAAGAAAAAAAAGCCUAGCCAAUCUGCAGAUUUGCACAAGUUGUACACAAUGGGUGAUGAACCUGACAGAAAAAUGUUUCUUGAUAGAUUAUUGUAUUUUUUGGAGGAAAAGGGUUCUCCAAUUACAUCUAUGCCUCAAAUUAGCAAACAACCUCUGGAUCUUUACAAACUUUAUCACAGUGUAAAAGAAAAAGGAGGAAUGGUUGAGGUGAAUAAAGCCAAGAAAUGGAAAGAGAUCUGUGCUGUUGUAAACAUUGGCUCCUCAGCAAGUGCUGCAUUUACUCUGAAAAAGAAUUAUGUAAAAUAUUUGUUUGCACUGGAAUGCAAAUAUGACAAAGGAGGUAUUGAUCCAGCUCCCAUCUUAGCCCAGAUGGAAGCAGCAAUGCAACAGAAACGGGAAAGCAAACAGAGAAGAGCUCCCUCACCUGCUGGUUCUCAGGGAUCUUCUCAAGAUGCAUUCCGACCUCCUAGCACUCCAAAUAGCAACAGCCAAGGAAUGGAUCCUUUCUCCCCCAACAUGCAACCUUAUAUGGGUGGACCUAAUUCAGAACCCAACAUGGGCCCAAUGGGCUCGGGUAUGUUGCCCCAUGGAAGCAUGAUGAACAGUAUGAAUCCUUCCAAUAACAUGAUGGGCCAGAAUUCUGUUGGCGGUCCAAAUUCUGGUAUGCUCCCUCCUCACCAUAUGUCAUCUGGUCCAAACAGUAUGCAUGGCAGUAUGAUGCCUGGGAACAUGCCACCCUCAAACAAUAUGAUGGGGAAUUCAUAUGCUCCCAACAGCAUGAUGCCAAACAAUAUGGGUCCAAACAAUUCUAUGAUGCCCAACAACAUGGGUUCCUCUAGCAAUAAUAUGCUUGGAAACAACAUGGGGCCUUCCAAUAACAAUCUAGCUUCAAACAUGACUCAACCAGCUCCUCCUCCUCAAAAUGAAAGUGACAGUGUUAGUGUACAAGACCCAUUUGCUGAUGAACCAUGUCCAAGUGGUCCAAGCUAUCCAAGGCAGAGUAUGAACUCUCAGAUGCCUACAUACUCUGGUAUGCAAUCUCAAACUACAAUGUCUGGGGCAUAUGGUUUCAACAGGCAAAAUGCUCAACAUGGAAUGUCCCCAUAUUCAAAUAUGAGCCAACAGUCUAUGAACAAUUACUCUGAAAACCGAAUAGGUCAGAAUGAACAAUACAAUGAUGCAUACCGAAGGACUAUGGGUAUGGACAAUUUUAAUAGUAAUAAUAGGAAUACUGAAAAUUUUGGCCCUGGGAAUAACCAGUUUGGGCCGCGGAAUAGUCAAGGAUCAGGUGCACAGUUUCCUUUUGGGCAGCAAUUUGACAGAGAAAGGUUUGAUCAACCAAACCCGGUCAAUUCUAAUCAGCAAUUCCGACCUCCCUCUCAGCCUGGAAUGGUUACUCCACAACAACAUCCAGAACAAAUGUAUCCUAGUCGCUAUGGCAGCAAUCAGCAAAUGAACCCAGUUCGGUCUCACACUCCUCAGCACGAUCAGUAUCCACCUCAGUCAGGAUACCCUAACCAAAGUAAUACUUUUGGCAGUCCCAGAGGAGUAGUACCUCAAGAACAGUAUCAGAAUUAUCCCAAUCAACAAUCUGGAUUUGGAGGACAUCGGCCACCCACUUCAAGAGAUGUGCCUGCUGGAAAUAUGUAUGGAACCCCAAAUAAAAGAUUCCCACCUGAUGUUGAAAGGCGAGAAAAUUUCAACAUGUCUGAUUCACGGAGGGAUCCCAGCCAAUGGUCUGCCAUGCAGCAACGCUUUGGCUCCCAGCACAGUGGCACUAAUUACCCUGCCUCUAAUAUGAAUGCCAUGCCUCCUGGCUCUGGAAUGCUUCCUCCAAUGGUUCCCCCCAGCCCGAGCAGCACAGGUAGGACUAUGAACCCGAGGCUGUCUCCACAAAGGGAAAAACCAUAUAUGUCACCUCCUAGGGUACAGAAGCCUGGGGGUAUGGUACCAAAUGCUCAACUCCCACCCAAGAAGGAAAUAUCAUUCCCACCAGAUAGCGUAGAAGCUGUUCAGCCCUUGCUGGCCAAGAGAAAGCGGCUAGCUAAACAAGACAUAGGUCAGACUGAACCCUGGAAACUUAUGAUGGCCUUAAAAUCUGGCAUGCUUGCUGAAAGUACCUGGGCCUUGGAUACAUUAUCAAUUCUCUUGUUUGAUGAUUCAACAGUAACUUACUUUACCUUGUCACAUCUGCCUGGAUUACUUGAAGUGUUACUUGAACAUUUCAGACGCUGUCUCAUUGAUAUGUUUGGUCUCUUCAAUGAGUUAGAAGUGGGGUAUGAUGCUGUUUUAGUCAAGCAGAAAGAAAAGGAAGGGUCACUUAAAUCAUUCAAAGUAAUGGAUGUGGAAGAUUACAAAAAUUUAGAAAGUGAUACUGUGUGGAAAGGAAUGCGUGUAGGUGAAAAUUACACAUACAUCACCCGGCAAGGCAAGGUGGUGAAAGUGAAUGAGAAUGAUAGAGAGACUGCUCUCUUAGAUGGCAAACAGUGGGACAUUUACUCUGGCUUCACAAGCAAAGCUGAACACUGGCAGCUAGGUGGCGGUGAUAUGUCCACUCAUGUUCAGACACAUUUUGAAAGUUUGAACAAUCACAAAAUCUUCAAGAAACUCUUCUAUUACCGUGGUAUGAAAAAAGAUUGUCAAGAUGAAAUUGUCAACAAUGUGAUGCCAUUAAAAUUGAGCUAUCGUUUACCUGAACCUGCUGAACAUGCAUCAGACAGAGAAAACUCCUCUUUUAAAACAUCUCCACCUCCUGCAGACCACAAAAGUGUAAAUGGUGUGGUCGACAGUGAAAAUUUGCACAACUGCAUCAACAAAAUCCAUAUCAAGAAGGAGCCAGUUGAGGAUGAAGAAAAAGAGAAUGCUGCCAGAACAAGAGUUGGCACUCAGUCCACAGACAGCAUGGAUGUUGCAACACCUGCUGCUGCUGUAUCUGAUCAUGUGUGCAAUUUCUCUUUGUAUUUUUUCUUUCUUUACAGCCCACCCAUCCCCCAUUUUCACUUUCUCCUCCUCCUUCAUUGGAGGAGUAUAUGA
This is a messenger RNA of Acanthosepion pharaonis, 5196 nucleotides long. The record is from the annotation of a GenBank genome assembly. Lineage: Eukaryota; Metazoa; Mollusca; Cephalopoda; Sepiida; Sepiidae.